UCAAGACGUGGUAAAUAAUUUAUUUAUAAAUAAAUGUAUCGCAUUUUUAUAAAAGUUAAAGUGCUAUUUACGUUUCAAUAAAAAUGUGUUCGAUGUUUCGAUGUUCAAUACUAAGUCAGUAAUUUUGACGUUUUAAUUUCAAUGAUGGCAACAUCGGACUCGGUCGGAAUUUUGCUGUCGUGAAGUUUGUAACAUGUGAUGUUUCGUGAAGUGUUAAUUUUUAACGAAAAGCAAUUUUAAAUGGACUGUGAUGUAUUAGAACGUGUUAAAAAACUAAAUAGUGUUAGUGUAGUGAACUGUAAAUUGUGCUAAAAGAUUUUAAGUGCACUAGAAAUAAUUACAUGGAUAAAGCCGUCACUUGAGGUUGUAAAGAUAUGGAGUCACACAUCAUGAAUGUGCCCUAUCAUCAAGCCCGCUACCGAACAAUCGGGCAUAAAAUCAUGAGGACAACAAGUGAAUCUUUGUCAUCAGAAAGUAGUUGUAAUCAAAAUAGCCCAGAGUAUAAGGCCCAAGAUCCUGUUUAUGACAAUCGUUAUGAGGAAGAGAGCAAUGAAGUUCAAAACUGGCAGGCUCAAGCCGUUAAUGUUUCACAAUCAAGUCAAGAUACUUCAGAUGAUGAUGAAGAAGGAGAACAAAUUGAAGUUCAAGAAGUACAGUACGAAGUGCGGGAUUCUGAUUCCUUAGUUUAUGAUGUUUGUUCCUCAGAGGCUGAUAAUAUUGAAGAUACGUCACUGGUUGAAGGUGCAGACUAUGAUAUUAUACAAGUUUAUGCUGUAGAUCCUAAUUUAGAUCUUGAAGCUUCAUCUGAAGAUGAGGAACAAACAGAAUAUGUUGAACAAAAUUAUACAGAAGCUGAAGCAGAAUAUGUGAAUCCUGAUGAUUCGCAUUUCAAUACAGAUACUUAUGACCACAAACCAUCGGACAUACUACAAGGAACACUGAAUAUUGAUCUGGACACUCCAGUAGUUUCAAAUGUCGAUGAGUAUUUCAUAAAAGUUGAUAAAAAUAAGGAUAUACUGGAAGUCAAAGAUGAACCUGUAGUCCAAGAUGUUGAUGAAUAUUUUAUCAAAGAUGCGGCACCUCAAGUGCCAAAUAUUGAUGAUUUUUUUAUCAAACACAAAGUGCCAGAAGAAGAGAGUACCAAAUUCUGCAUUGAUAAACCACCAUCAAAAGUAGAUGAACUCUUUCCACAAACUGAUAUAAAGAAAUUACCAAAUAUUCAAAUGGAUCAACAACAAAAUGUAGAUAUUGCUAUUAAUGAUUCAGAUUUAGAAGUUCUUCCAAAUAUUGAGGACUUGAAGAAUUUUUUAAUGGAAGAUAUGCCAUGCACCAGAGCGAAGAACGCUCAGAAGUCUUGCUCUCUACCACAUUCUCCCAUCAAUAUUUGUAUGGAUAUUGAUGAUGCGAAAACAUGUUUGAGUUUUGAAGAUCUAAACUUGGAUCUAUCUGAUCUUGGUCUUGACAAGACUGAUAGCCUAGCCAAUAAAAGUGACGACAUACCUCGUACUUUGACAGAAGAAGAUGUCAAUAGUUUUCUUAUAACAAGUAAAUCAGAACCAAAAAGCGAAAUUAAAGAUGAAGAUAAUUUCUGCCCUCAAGACAUGGAAAUUGAGAGACCUGUAGAGUCGUCGAUAAAUGAUAUUGAAGAUACAGCAAUUGUUACACUAAUAAAUAAAGAAAACCGCACUUCGACGCCUAAAAAACAAGAAAAACCACCAUCUCAACCAACCGUCUUAGAAUUUUGUGUUGAAAAAAUAUCCCAAACAACUCCUAUUAAGAAAGAACUUAUUACCGAUAUUAAGGCUGAGCUGGAUGAUUUUAUUGAUGUAGAGUCUUGCAAUGAUAUUGUAGUUCCUGUUUUGGAAGCAAAUAAUUUAAAUUCACUUUUGGAACAGUUUGAAGCUACUGAAAAACUAAACACAAAAACAAAUCGAGUAGUUGUUAAAACUGAAGAACCAAAAGUGAAGAGUAUUAGUAAAACAAGCUUGACAAACGGAAUGAGAUUGCAAGAUGCGGGUGUUCAAUUGAACAAAAACAAAAUGCGACAUAUUCUGAUGCCGUCCACAAUUAACGCUACUGUGCAGAGAUCACCCAGUCCUGUUCAUUCUGACCAUGACUACUGCACAUCCAAAAAGCGACAAAGUCUUCCCAACUUGAAAAGGGGACAGAGUCUGCUCAAGCCGGAAGUGUUAUCUAGUAACAGCAGAAUCUUGAACUCAAGGCAUAGAUCCUGCAAAGAUAAAAAAAUUGUUUACAAUCUAAGCAGUGAUGAUGAAAGUGAAAAGUGCAACAACAAUAUUACUAAAAAUAAAAAGAAUGUUAACCAUCGUGACGAUAGUGACGUUAAAUUUAAAAAGCUAACUAUAAAACAACCAGUAAAACCUAUAGCACAAGCUACUUGUCGUAAAAAACUGUCACCACCACAUAGUGCGGCAAAUGAAAGUGCUAAAAACAUUUCUGUGAUUAACAAAAGUGCUUCUAAAGCAAGUGAUACUCCUUGUAGUCAAAGUUCUAAUGGUAGCAUUAAGUUAACUAUAAAAAAUAAAUCAGAAGUCAUACUUUCCUGUGAUCAUAAAAACUCUCAUAAAAGUAAACAUAGUGACAAAUCCAAAAAUAGUAGUGGGAACGAUAAACCUUUAGACAAUAAUAAGAUAUCAAACAAUGUAAAAGAGACAAAAGUGAAGGAAGUGAAAAAUCAUAAUUAUAAAAAUGUAAAAGAAGUAGAAGUUAGUAAUAAAAAGCCUGAACAUAUUAAGGAACCAGUUAAAGAAAGUGUUGUUAGCAACAUUACUGUAAAAGAAGAGCCUCAAGAUAACUUUUACACAGCUUUGUUUGCAAAUAAACAAGAUGUCCAAAUUCCAGCUACAAUGAUUAAAACAGAAAAGAGGCCUUUUGAUGAGGAACUUCAAAAGAUAUCCGAAAAUAUUAUCAAAAAAGAAGUAGAGCAACCCCAGAAGAAAAAGAAAUUAAACUUGCAUGAAUAUAAAAUGAGAAGAGUCAAUUCAAAUAAUAGUUCCACAACGGUUAGCCCAGAAGCAAUAUUUCCUGAUCUGCCGCACUUAAAUUUGGAUAAAACUUUAAAGUCUACAUUGACUCCAAUUCCAAAUGGAGCAACACAGACUAAAAUUGAAACCAACACCGAACCAAAAAAGAUAUUUGAUCCUAUUCGCGAAGCUUCGAGAAAGAUUCUCAUGCACACAAUGAAACAGAAAGCAAUGAGGAAACGGGAUGAAGAUAUUGUUAUGAGUAAGAUACCAAAAGUUGAAAAUCUUCAAUUGCAACCUUUAAUAAGCGAUGCUGAAAUGAUGAAAAUAGUGGGUAUGACACCUGCCGAAGAAGUUCCCGUACUAGUCGCCCCAGAAAAGCCACCAGCCCCUGCAGAUCAUGAAGAAAUAAUAUUAGUCAGUAUAGGGGUAAACACAGAUGAAGAUGUUUUCAAAAAAAUAGAAUCUAUGAAUGAGAAGCGGAAAUCGAAAUCUCCAGCAGCAGAUGCUAAAUCUCUUAUUAACUUCAAAAUAAAAAAAUCUGAUCAUGUCCUAAAACAUAAUGUGUUUGAAUCUACAAGAAAAGAUAAACACACUAGUGUUGUAGACGAAAAGAAACAAGAUGCGAGAAUUGAUAAAGAACGAUACAAGGACAUAACUGCAGCACUGAAAAGAGCUGAGAAACAAGUGGACCCAAAGAUCUCGAGUAAUUCGCUUUUCGCUAGCAUACAAGACGUCGUGAUGAAGAAAGCGCCUGAGGAGGUAAACAAAGGAAGAGAUAAGACAUCAAAACCGAACUCUCCUACAGAGAAAAAGACGGAAUACAAAUACGUAAAAACUACGAUAAUUCGGGAAUACGACAUAAAAGCAGAUCAUGGCGAAGACAAGGUGAUCUUACACUUGAGGAAAGACAGAAACAGACCUGCGUCCUCCACUGUAGUAGUUCAGACUGAUCUAAAAGGCAAAGCCGCAGAAAAGGCCCCUUUCAUCACUGAUACGAUAGUGAAUAAAGAAGUAUGUGUAACGAGGAAGCGAACCGAUAGCGACAUGUCCAUGUCGAGCGAUGAUAGUCCGGUUCCCAAAAUCAAAUCGCCCAAAGAUAAGGCGAAAGUUAUAGUUAAGCCUAGAGAAAAGGUGAAUGAGAAAUGCUCGCUUUCAAUAGAGAAGAGGUCUCGGUCUAAGGACAGAUAUGAGGCGAAACAUAGACGCCGCUCGCGUUCUCAUUCGCGCAGCCGGCGGAGACGAAGAUCGCGCAGUCGAAGCAGAUCGCGCUCAGGCGGUCGUUACAAACGAUACAGACGUUCUGAUUCGCCGUACAGAAGGAAACGGCGUUCCAGGUCGCCGUAUCGCCGCCGGCCAUCGCCGCGUCGCUCGCCGUCGGUUCGACGCUCGGUACCAGAUCGGCAUUCGCCUAUACAUCGUCGUUCACCCUCAAUACGUCGCGACCAUCGCCGUUCCAACUCGCGACCACGCCAAACCAAAAGCCCAAUACCAAUACCCAAAAAAACGAAACUAAGCCCACAGAACUCAGUUGAAAAGAUCAGUUCGACGAAUAAAAAACCCAAAUCCCUGACUCCGCCACCGCGGAAACCUACUGUAUCGGAAAGCUCUGACUCUUCAACGAGUUCAUCAUCUUCCUCAUCAUCAUCUUCAUCGAGUUCUUCAAGUUCUGAUGAUUCUUCCCGUCGGUCAUGUAGCCCAUACAAGAGAGAUGAAACGCCCAGGAAAACCUAUAGAAGUUACAGCUCUGAAGACAGAGAGAGCAACACUCCUGUAGAGGAACGGCGGAUAGUGUUCGUCGGCAAAUUGGAAAAGGACAUCACCAAGGCUACCUUGCGAAGCUUGUUUUCCAAGUUUGGACCGGUUAUGGAAGUACGAUUGCACUCUAAAGAAGACGGUACUCGGUACGGCUUCGUGACAUACCAACGAGCUCGCGACGCUUGGACGGCAGUAGAAGCGGCUGGCACCUUCCCGCAAUACGACGUCGGCUUCGGAGGGCGUCGCGCCUUCUGUAGGCAGAGCUAUGCCGAUCUUGACGGCCUUGAAGCCAAGUACACAGAGAGCGCUUUCCAUGGCCAAGCGGCAUUGCCAGCUCGCCGUACCGACGACAUGUCUUUCGAGCAAAUGCUCCUCGAAAUGAAGAAGAAACUCAGCCAAAGGAAGGAGGAGAAGAAGCGGCAAGACGACAACCCUUGACAGUUCCCCCCACCAGCCACCACUCCGUCCACAGACGCCAAAUUACCCUUCAACGUGACAGCUUCGGCGGCCCUUUGACCUUGGGAUUGUGUUGUUAUCUUGACUGUCAGCAUGUCUGCUUGUCCGCACAAUUUACUCUUAACUUGUUAGCGUGGUAGAUGCCAAAUUACUUGUCUAUGCGACUACUUGGACACCAUAACGCGACAUGUUUGGCUACCAAAUUACUAAAUUACUUGCGACGUAGAAGCAUACCUCCUCUGAACUGUCAACGGGGCUUCCUUGGCCGUGAGAUCACCAGUCAGAGUGACAGCGGCGGCCGCCAUCUUGCCUGUCAGCAUGACAGCAACGACGCGCGGGUGAGUGCGAUGAAUUUUGCGCGAUCGAGAUUCGAGAUCAUAUUUGCUCACACUUAUGUACCUUCUUCGAAUUCCUUUAGGUGUAACAAAAACAGUAAUAAAUAGUUCUUAGUACACAAUUGUACAUUUCGUUGUUCCCAUUUUAGUAUAGUCUAAAUACCUCACUGUAAAUAUUAGUUCUUAGUUUAGUUAUUCUACUUUCUCGUUCGUACAUAGGUCUUAUGUAAAACUAUUAACACUACCUCUUAUGAUGUUUUAUUUAACCGUAGUUAUAUAUUUUUGUGACCAUGGAUUAUGUAUAGCUCUGAAAAUUGGCGUUUGCUCAUUAGACUACCCGGCAAAGGAUUUUUUAAGCGAACAGUUCGGACUUUCGUUCCGAUAGCCCAUAUUCGGCUGGAUAUUUCCGAUUUAACGGCGCUGUUGAAAGCUUUUUAUAUUAUUUAAGCUUUUUAAGAUUUUUUGCUUUGUAACCUUGUGCAGUGAACUCCGACUGAAAAGACGCAUAUUGUCCAUUUUGAUAAUUGAUGUUAAGAAUAAUAAAGACUUUUUCUUUGUUAUUAAAAAAAUAUGUGUACAUUAGAAUGAAAGAGGCUUACUAUGAUGAUAUUAGAUGCAGCAGCAGCCUAUAAAAUAAGUUAUCUCGAUUUUAUACAUCGACUUAUCAACAUCGCUACAAACUAAAAUAAUAGUAGUUUUUUUUUAAAUAUAUAAUCUGGACGGUCAAACUAUAAAACAACUCCACGAUGACGCAUCGCCAUUAGUUUUAUUGAUAAAUCAAGUAGCACUCACUGUUAUUAAUGGUUUAUAACCUUUAGUAAGAAGUAAGAGUUAUAUAAAAAUUAAAUGCUCCUUUUUUAUUUUGUGACCGAGUUUUAUUGGUUUCAAUAGAAAUAUAUCCUUUUAAUUGCACUUUUUGAUAAAUAAAAUACAUAAUUAAAUGCAAAUUUUAACUGUGCCUUGGUAUGACGCAAACUACACUAUCGAGAUGAUUUAUUUGUAAGGGUACAACUGUAGGUAGCUUUAAUCAUACGGAAUUGGCGUAAACGUUAUCUAAAACCAACUUAAAUUAGUAUAAUUUAGAUAUUAUAUCGACCAGUGGAUGACGAAGAGAAAUAAUGGUGCUUAUAAUGUUUAUAAUAGUAAUGAAAAAUCGUAUUAAAUGUAUUUAGCUUAAUCGUGUAGACUUGCAUUUAGGUUUUAUUUUCUCGUUAUCUAACAAGACUCCUUCUUUAGCAGACUAUUCUUCCUAGAGCAGAAGAAGAAUAAUUCGUUGUCUCUGGUCUCUCUUUUUCGUAUUUUUAGCAGUCUCAUUAGACUGCUGUGUUACCAUAACUCAAAAUUUUCGUUGUAUUUGUGAUUGCAAUAUGUAAAUAUUUCGUAUGUAAGUACAGUUUAUACUUAAAGAUGAAUGUGUAUAAUUUUGUGAUUUUGUUUAUUUGUUUUGCCGCUUUUUGAACAUUGCAAGCAUGUAGUUAUUAAGAUACUAGCUUAAUUGAAAGCAAUAAGUUCUUAUGUAAAACAAAAUUAUAAUAUUCCGUUGAUGGGAAUACAGCAAAUAUCCAAUGUAGCUAUUCAAAUAUAAAAGAGGCAUGCAGCAACAAAAUAUUUUAAUGAUUUUUUUUAUAUUCCGAGUAAAGAAACUAGUUAUGAAAAGCCCUACUGCGGUCACAGUUAAUUGCAAUAGGAAAAACGCCCAUAAGGUAACGUAACUCCUUGACUGUCCGAAACUAUAGCUUACUAUUCAAAAAAUUAGAUUUAAAAGUGCGUAGAUUAAGAACAAAACAUAAAACAUAAAAAUGAUAAUAAAAAUAAAUACAUAUGAUCCCUAUAAUACCCGAUGACUGAUAUUAUUACAUCAUUUUAUAAUAUGUAUCUAAAAACAUCAAAACAUUAUGUAAUGUAAAUAGUUAAUUCAAAGAGUAUUCAAGAUAAACGCACGAAGAUAAGCAAAUGUUACUAGAAAAAAAACCACACACAUGGUUUUCUUAGAUCAAGUAGGUACCACAUAUUAAAACUUAAAAAUAUUGAUUUUAAGCUUGCUAGCAAGUCACUAACAAAAAGUAAAUAAAUAAAGAUUAUAUUUGUAAUGAAAAAGAUUAUUCGUUUAUAAUAAAUAAGCUUCCGUUGAGAUUGAAGUGUCAAAACAUUAAAAAAAAAAUGUUCCUAUAGUGAAUUUGUCGAAAAUAGGGACAAUACAAAAAUAAUAAAAUGUAGCAAUGUGCACGCAAGCCAAAAGCAGUAUCCAUCCCAUAAUAUAGUCACUAUUACUAAGCAAGCAAAUUAUUAAGAGCCCUUUCACAUUUUUUGCAAUAAAAAACGUAAAUUUUGAGCGCUUCGUUUACCCCCUUAGAAAAGAUUUUGAGUAUUUCUAAUAGAAGUAAACAGUAGAUUUAUUCUUCCUAUUGUAAGUUAAUGUAGAAUAUUUGCAAAUACUAUUUUCUAUUUUUUGUACUGAUCGUUCUACUGCAGCUAGUUUACGGAAAACGAUAAUAUGCACAACUUCAAACGCCUCAAUCUCUCAAUAAUGUUCAAAUUAAUUACUAUGACAUCAGAAAUAUGUUUUUGUUGUAACAUAAUGUAUUAGAAUUUUUAUUUUCCAUCUCAUUAACAAUAAAAAAAAAACAUGUAACUUCCGUGAGUUUUCCCAAAAAAUAAUGCAGGUUUACCUCGAAUUUUGAUAUUGAAUUAAAUAGAAUUGCUAUCAAAAACUUCCAUAGAACUAAUCUACCAUCACUGAACUACUGAAAUAUGUAUAUAUUUUUAUAAUUAGUUCAUUAAUAAUUAUUUUAUAAGACUCGAAACAUCACCCGUAAAAUGCAAUAUAUACUAGUGCAAAUCUACCUACGCGCCGAUCAGUACGGCAGCGGCGCAAUUUUGUAAAAGGGCUCUUAA
This is a messenger RNA of Chilo suppressalis (striped riceborer), 8428 nucleotides long. The record is from the annotation of a GenBank genome assembly. NCBI's taxonomy places the organism in Eukaryota, Metazoa, Arthropoda, Insecta, Lepidoptera, Crambidae.